Heterobilharzia americana is the source of this 2490-nucleotide messenger RNA. The record is from the annotation of a GenBank genome assembly. NCBI's taxonomy places the organism in Eukaryota, Metazoa, Platyhelminthes, Trematoda, Strigeidida, Schistosomatidae.
AUGGAUUGCUUAGUUCAAGCAAGAAACAGUUAUCUUUGUUCAUUUACUCCACCCUGUAGAAGCGAAGUUCGUAACUCUAAUUAUCAACGAAGAUGCUACCAAAAGAAAUGUGAAGGACUAUUCGCUCCAAUAGAUCAACCAUUCAAAGAACUUGGCUAUCCUUUGAUAAUUGAUGCUCCAAGUCUAGUUAAAAGCGUUCUUGGAUGCUUACCUCAGCGGCCUAAUAUACUGACUGCUUAUGAACCAGAUGAUAGCAUCAGAGGUAGUGAAGAGAGAAGGCAAGAUGGAGCUUUGCUGAAAGCCACCUUGAAUACAGUGGAAUUGACUAGUGAGUCAGUGGAGAAAAGUUGUCAACCACUGCGUCCUAAACAAUUUCGGGUAAAUGAAAAAGUUACCACUUAUCCAGUACAGUCAGUGUCAGCAUACAUGGAAAGAAGACGUAAACGCGGUUUAAUAAACUUUAAAAAGGUUAUCCAACAAUCAAAUGAUACUACAAAUUGUGUUAUACGUGGGAGAAGCUUUUUUGGGAUAUUAAACCAAGAAAUUAUUCAAAAGAUACACAAUUUCUGGGAUAUGCAUUAUCGAAUUAUUGAGUCAAGAAAGAGUAGAAUUAUACCUCCAGUUCGAGGGUAUACACUGAACAAAACAAUAACAACAACAACAACAACACCUGAACAAAGUAAUCCUAUCAAUGAAUUAACAGAGAAAGUGAAUGAUGAGAUUGAUGAAGAUGUACUUCUUGACGAAGAACCAGAAAUACGUAAAUUAAUGAGUCAUUUAAUUGCUGCCGGUUGUAAUUUACAAUACCCGCUAAGUGAUUCAUCUCGAGAAUUAUCGGACAAAGUCAAAGACAGUCGUGAUUAUUCAACUUUAGCUAUGGAACGUCGACGUCAUAGACAAUAUAAGCAAUGGUAUACUGAACCGCAAAGACCAUUUACUCCACGAUUUUUUAAUAUAUGUCGUCCAGAUUUCGGCGCCGAAUUAGAGAAUGAUACACUGGAUAAAACUUAUGAACUAUUAAAUUGUAAAAAGGUAGAACAAGUUGGAAAUUCAAUGAAGAGUAACAAACAGCAUGAUAAGGAAUCAUUUACUGAUUCAGUCUGUGAUUUGAUAUACAUACAAUUGUGUUGUGUCCUUUGGCUUUUGGAGCAAAUGUAUCUUUCGUCAACUUCUGAGACUGAUCCAAAUUGGAGACCAAUAUCAGCAUCUUGGAAAUUUAGUUCCGAUAGCUCAUUAACAGAAAUGAAAACGUCCAGUGAUGAACAAAGUCAUCCUGAUCAAAUUUGGUAUCAUUUCAUCUAUGAAACAAGUGAUAAACAACCAAAAAUGAAAUCACGAUUUCAUCCUGUUGGUUCAGCACAUAGUAUUAACUCUGUACAAUCUGGAACGGCAUCAUCUGAGCAAGGAUGUACAACACCAGUUUCAUCAAUCACGAAAUUACAACCAAUCAAGGGAAUAUCAAGAUCUGUUGUAGGUUCAACAGAUGACCUGUCUGAUGGACAAUCAACUCGACUUUCAAAAUCCGGAGAACGUUUCAACCUGUCAUCACCAAUGAAUAGCCAGGAGAGAAUUAAUUCAGCAAAUCCGAUUCAUUCAACAUCAAGAUCACUGACUAAUAGUCACAAAAAAAUCAAUCUCUUAUCUAGUAAAACUGACACAUCUGUACCAAAUCGACGUUGUGUACAAUUCUUAAAAAAAUCUUAUUCACCUCAAUCAAAUGAAAACCAAUGGGUCAAUUAUAGAAAUCAAAUUCAAAACUUGGCAAAAGAAACUCUAACUGAAAUGGCUCAUCGAAUUGAAGUUGAAUUGGAUAAGGAAAGUUUGAAAGAAGCUGAAUUACGCAUGAUCACCAGUAGAGGUGAGAUUCCUUCAAAGAAUUUUCAGAAAAGACCCUUCACAAUUGGUUCUUUGAAAGAAAUUCCUAAAGAGUUUACAAGUCAUAAAUUUACAAAUCUUGUCGAUAAUAUACGAACUCAACUCUCGAUAAUGACAGAUGAAAAGGCGGUUGAAUUGGAAGAUCGUCUAGAAUUUAUGAAACAGAUAAGACCUGAGAUAUGCCUUGCCAAGUAUCAUAGUAUACCUGUGAAAGGACAUACACAUAUUGCUAUGAAACGGAUGCAUAAACUGGCACGUUAUGAUAAAGCAGCUGGAGAACUGGCUCGUAAAACUGCUCAAAAGAAAGAAUUAGCGCCUUGGUAUGUGGACCUGUUGACCGAUUUAAAAGACUUAAAACGUGAACAUAAAAUUAUCUACAUUCUGUCAAAACUUAAGUUUUACGCUCAUUUGUCACCUAGUCAAUUUACUGUAUUAUCAUUCACUCGUGUCCUUCGGUCUUUAACACUAUGGGAAAUUCUUUCACCGGCAAAUGUUGCCGCUAUUGAUUUCAUACGUAUGCGUGUUCUCGAUAUGUCUAUUGAAGAAUACUUAGAUUGGUUGUGUGAAGUACAUCCAAAUAUCAAGGAAUGUAUUACUAAUGAACCAGAAUUCUGA